AUGGAAUCAUACAAGAGAAGACAACCAUUGCUACCUGCGGCCCCUCCUUCUUUCAUAGGAACGUAUAAUGAUGUGGCAUUCAGACUAUUCAACCCUAUCACAGUAACGUAUAAUGAUGUGGUAUGUAACCCUAUCACAGGAGAGAAUGCGAUCUUACCUAAAGUGAAGAAAUACAGGAAGUCGACAAGCUUUUUAGGGUUUGAUCCGUUUGGAAAGCAAUUCAAGGUAUUGGCCGAAGGUUAUCCAUUCUGUCAUGAAAGGGAUCAUCAUAAAAUUCUGACGUUAGGAACUGGAAAACUUAAGUGGAGGAGAAAGAACAGUUGUCCCUGGUCAGAGGAAUUCAAACUCAUCGACACAAAAGGCUUUUGUGAUCAAUAUACUACUGAUUUGAUAAAUUACAAAGGUAAAUUAGGUGGGAUUAGUUGGAAGUAUGCUAAGGCUGGUACUGGAAAGCGUACCCUUGAGCUGCACAUGUGGGUUCUAGAGGAUGUGGAGAAACAGGAAUGGUCAAAUCAUGACUACACUUUGUCGGAUGAAAAAAUUGUUGAUGAGGAAGUUUUCGUUGCUGGAGUGACUUCUACAGGUGAGAUUGUUUUGUCGAUGAGAGAAUCACGUAAACCGUUUUAUGUUUUCUACUUCAGUCCCGAAAGAAACUCUCUCCAAAGUGUUGAAAUCCAAGGUUUUGGUGAGCAUCUUGGUAAAGUUAAAAAGGUCUUUGUAGACCAUGUAGAGGAUAUUACGUUGAAUAUUAUGAACACAAGCCUGCCAGACCGGAAGCGUAAAGCCACGAGUGCGUCAACAUCAUCUGAAUCUCACUUGCAACAAGAUGGUCCAGAACAGAAGCGUAAACCCAAUAGCAUAUCAACAUCAUCUAAAGCAGCUCACAUGUAA
This is a messenger RNA of Microthlaspi erraticum, 891 nucleotides long. The record is from the annotation of a GenBank genome assembly. NCBI's taxonomy places the organism in Eukaryota, Viridiplantae, Streptophyta, Magnoliopsida, Brassicales, Brassicaceae.